Molecule: messenger RNA, 1212 nt
Organism: Enhydra lutris kenyoni (northern sea otter)
Lineage: Eukaryota; Metazoa; Chordata; Mammalia; Carnivora; Mustelidae
Product: olfactory receptor 5AP2-like
Exons: 3
Coding region: 1-1212 (403 amino acids)
Biological process (GO): sensory perception of smell; G protein-coupled receptor signaling pathway
Cellular component (GO): membrane
Molecular function (GO): G protein-coupled receptor activity; odorant binding; olfactory receptor activity
Source: RefSeq, a predicted model, not a curated record
AUGAUAAGAUAUAUGAAGGAGGUCCAAGGCAGAAAUAAAACAGAAGUGACAGAAUUUAUCCUCUUAGGACUCUCGGACAAUUCAGAUCUACAAAUUGUCCUCUUUGGAUUGUUUCUGUUAAUCUAUAUGGUGACCAUGGUGGGUAAUUUGGGGAUGAUUGUGUUAAUUAAGAUUGAUCCCUGUCUCCACACCCCCAUGUACUUCUUUCUCAGCAGCCUGUCUUUUGUUGAUGCCUCUUACUCUUCUUCCGUCACUCCUAAGAUGCUGGUGAACCUUUUGGCUGAGAAUAAAACCAUUUCUUUUAACGGAUGUGCUGCCCAGUUCUACUUCUUUGGCUCCUUCUUAGGGACUGAAUGUUUUCUGUUGGCCAUGAUGGCAUAUGACCGCUAUGCAGCCAUUUGGAACCCUCUGCUAUAUUCAGUUCUCAUGUCUGGGAAAAUUUGCCUUUUGCUAGUAGCUACCUCUUUCCUACCAGGCUUUGGGAAUGCAGCCAUACACACAGGAAUGACUUCCAGAUCGUCCUUUUGUGGCUCUAACAAGAUCAACCAUUUCUACUGUGACACCCCACCCCUGCUCAAACUCUCUUGCUCUGACACUCGCAUCAAUGGCGUUGUGAUCAUGGCUUUCUCCAGUUUUAAUGUCAUCAGUUGUGUUAUGAUUGUUCUCAUUUCCUACCUAUGUAUCCUUAUUGCCAUUUUGAGGAUGCCUUCUUUAGAAGGCAGGCACAAAGCCUUCUCCACCUGUGCCUCCCACCUCAUGGCUGUCACCAUAUUCUUUGGGACGAUUCUUUUCAUGUAUUUGCGCCCUACAUCUAGCUAUUCAAUGGAACAGGACAAGAUUGUAUCUGUCUUUUAUACAGUGGUGAUCUCUAUGAUAAACCCCCUCAUCUACAGUUUGAAAAAUAAGGAUGUGAAAGGUGCCUUAAAGAAGAUCUUACAGGGGCGCCUGGUGGAAGAGGGGGUUGUCAGUGUGGGAGGAAUGGGAAAACCACGUUCUUCAGUGAGAUGGCAUGUCAAAGGAGGCCUGAUGAUUUGGAAUCAGAUUCCUGAUGCCUUAGACAAGAGACAUUUUGUGGAACGACAGGUUGCAAACCUGAUCAGAGUGGCCUUGAGAGAAAACAGGCAGAGCAGAACUGCAUACAACAAGAGUAUUCAACUGUAUUGUAUAUUUAAUUGCCAAGAUGGGUGCGAGGAAUUGGAUCGUAGUACGUGA